CUUAUAUAAACAGCCAGCCAGCAACCCCCCUCUGUCAUUGCCCGCUGCAGAGGCACUAAUGCACAUCUCCCCCACUGUGUAGACUCCCUCCUUCCUUUGCACCCCCCCAUUCCAUUACGUCUUUCUACUACUUCCCUUUUGCAGGUGCACAUCCAAUGGCAAGUCUUGGCAAUGGCAUCUUUGAACUCAGAGUGGAGCAAGGUGAACCGUCUCUUGUUCCUCCUGCAGAGGCUACUCAGAGGGGGUUUUAUUUUCUCUCAAACCUCGACCAGAACAUUGCUGUGAUCGUUCGAACCAUCUACUGCUUCAAGUCAGACUCCAGGGGCAACAAGGAAGCUUUCCAGGUUAUCAAGAGCGCCUUGUCGGAGGUUCUCGUUCACUAUUACCCGCUUGCUGGAAGGCUGACUUUAAGUCCCGAGGGGAAGCUGAUUGUGGACUGCACCGGGGAAGGAGCUGUUCUUGUUGAGGCCGAAGCCAACUCUACAAUCGAGCAAAUCGGCGACAUCACCAAGCCUGACCCUGUGACACUCGGAAAGCUCGUUUAUGACAUCCCUGGCGCGAAGAACAUACUUGAGAUUCCUCCCUUGGUGGCUCAGGUGACUAAGUUCAAGUGUGGCGGAUUCAUUCUUGGGCUGUGCAUGAACCAUUGUAUGUUCGAUGGGCUUGGCGCCAUGGAGUUUGUGAACUCUUGGGGUGAGACUGCAAGGGGAUUGCCCCUAAGAAUUCCCCCUUCCCUGGACAGAACCAUUCUCAGGUCCCGGAAUCUGCCAGAGGUAGAAUUUUCGCACCAUGAGUUUGCGGAGAUCGAGGAUGUCUCGAACACCAGCAAGCUCUAUGAAGAAGAGGAGAUGUGUUACAGGUCCUUCUGCUUUGACCCCGAAAGGCUCGAACAGCUCAAGAAGAAUUCCAUGGAAGACGGGGCCCUGUCUAAAUGCACGACCUUUGAAUCGUUGUCGGCCUUUGUGUGGAGGGCAAGAACUCGGGCUCUGAGGAUGCAGCCUGAUCAGCGGACGAAGCUCCUGUUUGCGGUGGAUGGACGCUCCCGGUUUGAUCCUCCUUUGCCGGAAGGAUACUUUGGGAACGGCAUCGUGUUAACUAACUCUCUCUGCAGUGCAGGAGAGCUGCUGGAGAACCCCAUGUCAUUUGCAGUGAAGCUGGUCCAGGAUGCAGUUAAGAUGGUUACAGACAGUUACAUGAGGUCUGCGAUAGAUUACUUUGAGAAGACGAGAGCAAGGCCCUCACUAGCUGCAACGCUCCUCAUCACUACUUGGUCGAGGCUUUCUUUCCACACGACUGAUUUUGGGUGGGGAGAGCCCAUCCUGUCGGGACCCGUCGCAUUGCCUGAGAAGGAGGUCAUCCUGUUCCUUUCCCAUGGAAAAGAAAGGAAAAGCAUAAACGUGCUCCUGGGUCUCCCUGAUUCCGCCAUGAAAACGUUCGAAGAAUUGAUGAUGGUAUGAUUCAGUCAAGUCAAGUAUCUGUCAGCACGUACUCAAUUGAAACUUGCUCCAUUGCAUUUAUGGUUUUUUUUUUUACAAUAUAUAUAUAUAUAUAUAUAUAUAUGCUCUCUUCCACUACUCAUUUUCCUAUGGAUUCCAGGAUUUCUUCUCUAUUGAAGAGAAUUUGUAUUGGCAUGCUGGUCUAUCCGUAGUAGUCCUAUUCGUUGCACAGAGGAACGAAAUCGUAUAAGUGUCCUUGCUUGCUUGUUA
Punica granatum (pomegranate) is the source of this 1706-nucleotide messenger RNA. NCBI's taxonomy places the organism in Eukaryota, Viridiplantae, Streptophyta, Magnoliopsida, Myrtales, Lythraceae. The record is from RefSeq and is a predicted model, not a curated record.